Nematocida homosporus is the source of this 315-nucleotide messenger RNA. RefSeq lists its product as uncharacterized. The record is from RefSeq and is a predicted model, not a curated record. NCBI's taxonomy places the organism in Eukaryota, Fungi, Microsporidia. The coding region runs from base 1 to 315 and encodes 104 amino acids. The transcript has a single exon.
AUGUAUAUUGGGUUAUAUACACAUGAUAAUGAGUUGGUUUAUGAGAGUAAUAGUAUGGGGAUGGAGAGGAUUUUAGCUUAUGCAGCUACGGAUAUUUUAGAUAAGAUUGUAGGUCGUAGUAAUUAUAGUUUAUUUAGUGAGAUAGUGAGAUAUGAGGGUCGGAGUGUGAAUGGAGUUGUUUUAGCUAAUGGGUAUAAGGGGUUUAUGGUAUAUGGAGAAGGAGAAGGGAUAAGUCAAGAGGAGAUGAAUGAAGUAAUUAUGGGCCUGAAGAACAAAAUACUAGCUAGAGAUUAUGAUGAGGUGGUAUUGAGGUGA